GUGGGCAAACCACUUUCUUAGGGGAUUUUUUUGCAUGGUAAAGAACCAAAUUGAGAAAGCGCAAAGUUUUUGGAGACGCGGCUAUAUAAGCCGUGACAAAGCGUAAAUUUCUUCAAACGUUGUACAAAAGUGAAACGAACAAAAUAGACUGGAUAUCAGAAUGGCAAUGCCAGUAAAAGUUAUUGUACUGCUUUUGAUAUUUUCAAAGCUCUUCAAAGAAAUCCGAUUGGAGGAGGUUAAAGCCAUUGUAAAAUCCCAGGAAAAUGAAAGUUUAAUAAUCUUUAAUAUUCAUGGCAAAUUAAAUGAGCUGGAGAAAAGCUUUCUCAACACCCAUCGAAUGCUUGAGGCCACCCAGGAGAAUUUAACAGCCUGCUUACAUGAAAACCCACAAAUUAGUGGGAUUUUGGAGAAAAUUCACAAACUAGAGAUGAGUGUAAAAGAAAUUCGAGAGAGUACCAAAAGACCGGGUGACAUUGUCAUACAGCGGCGUAUGGAUGGUUCGGAAGAUUUCUUUCGUCCCUGGGCCGAUUACAAACAGGGAUUUGGUAACAGCUCAGGAGAGUUUUUCAUUGGCCUGGAUAAAUUGAAUAAACUCACCAAUUCCCGUCCCUAUGAGUUGCUGAUUCUUAUGGAAGAUUGGGAAAAUGAUAGUCGCUUUGCCAGAUACGAUCAAUUCAUAAUUGGCACCGAAGCUGAGAAAUAUAUUCUCAAGGAAUUGGGUAAAUAUAGUGGUUCCGCUGGAGAUGCUUUGUCAUAUUCGUUGGGUCAGAAAUUCAGCACCAAGGAUCAAGAUAAUGAUCCGUGGAGCAAAAGUUGUGCUGUUGAAUACACCGGCGCUUGGUGGUAUAAGGAAUGUCAUCGAAGUAAUCUUAACGGUAGUUAUCUGAAGGGAGAAACCAAGGAAUAUGCCAAGGGCGUGGAUUGGGAACUCUUUCGUGGACAUUAUUAUUCUUUGAAAUUUGUUGAAAUGAUUUUGCGACCAACCUAAAAGUAUUUCAAAAAAAAAUUGAAUGUAAUCGAAUAUUUAUUUUAAUGUUUUAAAUUAAUAAAUGCUAUCUUAAAGACAAUGGAAGUUGCAAAGAGUUAAUGCAUAUGGUCGCGCGGCAUUGGUUAUGUUUAAAUCGCCCUUUCGGAAAGACCAGAAAUUUCAUAUUUAAACAUUUUCAGGCAUAUUGAAUGAUUAAAUAAAUAACGAAUAAAUCGAAUA
Messenger RNA from Musca domestica (house fly), 1207 nucleotides. Its product is annotated as ryncolin-4. NCBI's taxonomy places the organism in Eukaryota, Metazoa, Arthropoda, Insecta, Diptera, Muscidae. Bases 161 to 988 code for a protein of 275 amino acids. The transcript is spliced from 3 exons. The record is from RefSeq and is a predicted model, not a curated record.